Schizosaccharomyces cryophilus OY26 is the source of this 1152-nucleotide messenger RNA. RefSeq lists its product as uncharacterized. The record is from RefSeq and is a predicted model, not a curated record. The transcript has a single exon. NCBI's taxonomy places the organism in Eukaryota, Fungi, Ascomycota, Schizosaccharomycetes, Schizosaccharomycetales, Schizosaccharomycetaceae. The coding region runs from base 249 to 872 and encodes 207 amino acids. Gene Ontology annotation, molecular function: acyltransferase activity, transferring groups other than amino-acyl groups.
AAAGAGGCGUUAAAUCGCCUUAAGUGUACAUUGGGAAAGUGCAGUGGUUGAAUCAUAACUACAAAAGUGCUCAAAAGACUUAGGACAUAAAUUUGCGAAAAAGCAAAGUACAUCAUCGAGUUUUGAAAUCUUUAUAACUUUUCUUACAUUAUAACCAGGUUAUUGCGCUUAGGAAGAAAACUAAGCAUUAAAUUUUAACAACUUCGUUAGAGAAAAAAAAGGACCUUCGAUUGAAUCACGUUCAAAAAAUGUCUGUACAAAAGGUAGAAGUAAAAGAUUAUAAGAAGGUUGCUGCUGUUUUAGCCGAAGCAUUUUAUAACGAUCCAGUUCAUUUGUACUUUGCUGGACCUCCAAAUGGGGAACAGUACGAGAGGCUGCUACAAGAUUGCUUUGAGUACAUUGCUUAUGCCUGUUUAAUGCGCGGUCAUGUCUUCCAGGUUGAUGACUUUUCAGGCGUCGCUUUAUGGGCUGGUCCAGGUGAAAGAAUUGAUGAUUGGUAUACCGUUUUGAGAAGUGGUUUAUGGAGAUUAUUUUACAAACUGGGUGCCGAAAAUCGCCAUCGUUUCUUCAAUGAAUUGAUUCCGUUACACAACAGAGUAAUGCCAGAAGCCAUGAAAGAUCGAAUCGAUAAUUUUUGGUACCUUAUGUUUGUUGGUGUAAAAGCAAACAGCCGAGGAAAGGGAUACCUUCGAAAACUCCUUAAACCAAUAUUAGACAUUGCCGAUCAAAGAAAUCUUCCUUGUUAUCUUGAAUCUACUCAUCCUAAUAAUCGCCCCAGGUAUGAGCAUUUUGGCUUUCGCGUCGUGCAAACUGUUCAAUUAAAACAAGACUCUGAUAUCAUUCCGAUCGACGUUAUGGUUCGAGAGCCAUAGCUCUUUGGAUUCAGAACAGGCGAGUAGUAAAUUGAAAAAUCCCAAUCUUUUGCUACUGCAAACUGAGCUCUGUUUUCUGUCAUUAUCUCUUAAAUUAUAUGAAAAAAUACUUUACUUUACUUUAUUAAGGGUUUCUUUUUUGGUAAAUCCACAAUUUAUUGUCUUUCCUCUGUCUAAGCAAUUGGACAAUGAGUAUGAUUGUUAACAUAUUUAUCCAUGAUCCGGAUGUACUAUAUUCUGUUCACUUUAUCGUAACGAAUUUUCUAUUUCAUUAUUGGUG